Molecule: messenger RNA, 1359 nt
Organism: Aureococcus anophagefferens
Lineage: Eukaryota; Pelagophyceae; Pelagomonadales; Pelagomonadaceae
Exons: 1
Coding region: 1-1359 (452 amino acids)
Source: RefSeq, a predicted model, not a curated record
AUGGCCGGGGCCGCCGCCGCUCUCCGCCUACGGGCGCGGCGACGCGCUCUCAGGCGCGGCAAGGCGCCGAAGCCGUCGAAGCAAAGCCAGGCGCCAAAAGCGCCACCUCCGAAGCGCGUCAAGAAGAGCCGGGCGCCGCCACAGCAAAGCAGCCAAGCCGCGCCGCAGCAAAGCCAAGCGGCGCCGCCCGCGACGCAGAAGCAAAAGCCAUUACAGCUCAUCAACGAACAGCUCAAGCUCGCGAAGCAGGCCGGCGGCACGCCCGCGGUCGCCGAGCGGCUCCGGAAGACGCUGCUGCUCGCGGAGCGCGCGCGCGCGCGCCGCGACUCGCCGCCGCUCGCCGCCGCCGCGCGCGAGGCCGCGCGCGACUACGCGGUCGUGCUCUUCCAGCUCGGCCGGUCCGCGGACGCGGAGGCCGUGCUCCGCGCGAAGUUCCCCGAGGCCCGGUUCCGCCUGAGCGACGAGGUCCUGCGCUACGGCGCCGCGCCCGCGGCGGCGCCGCCCGCGCUCGCGCCCCGCCAGUGCGCGGCCUUCGACGACGCCCUGCCCGGCUGGCUCUUCGACGCGCUCGCGCGCUGCUUCGCCGCGGACGGCGGCUUCUGGCCGGCCCACGGCUACGACGUCGACGGCGGCGGCGCGGGCUUCUUCAGUUACGUGCACUCGAUCGCCGACGACGACUCGGACUCGGACGGCGACGACGAGCCGGCGACGCGCGUCGCCGCGCGCGCGCUCCGCGGCCUCUUCGCCCGGGCCAUGCCCCAGCUCGAGGCCGCCCGCGCCGUCGAGUGGUGGGCCCACUGCCGCCCCCACGGCUGCGGCCACCAGCUCCACUUCGACAGCGCCGACGAGGGCCGCCACGACGGCGAGGGCCCGCGGCACCCCAUCGCGUCCGUCGUCGUCUACCUGACGGAGACGCUCGGCGGGCCGACGCUCGUGACGACGCAGACCAUCGCCGACGCGCGCAUGCCCGUGCGCGACUGCGCCGCGCUCGUUCCGCCGAAGGCGAACCGCUGCGCGGCCUUCGACGGGCGCCUGCUCCACUGCGUCGUGCCCGGCCGCGGCGCCGCGCCGGACCCAUGCGCGCGGCGCGUGACGCUCAUGAUCUCCUACUGGCGGGAGCCCCACGCGGCGCCCGCGGCCGGCGGCGGCGCGCGGGCCGCGAUGCGCUUCCCGCGGCGCGCGCGCGCGCCGCGGUGGGCGCGGCCGUUCUUCGCGGCGGCGCCCGGCGCCGAGGCGCCGCGGAAGCGCAAGCCCGCGGCGCCCGUCGCCGUGGGCCGCCUCUGGACCGCCGUGCCCGACGGCGGCGACGACGGCCGCGCCGCCGUGCCGCUCCCGCCCUACGACGCGUGCUUCCAAUAA